CAAGGUCGUGGUGAACUAUUUGACCCGAACCACCCAUCCCAGAUAGACACAAUCCAUUUUCGAUUGUGAAGCAGCGUUCUGUAGAGUUAUCUGCUCAGAUGCUACGAAUAUAUACUUCGACCUUUUCCAAAUCAUGGGCGUGUUCAAUUUUUGGAUCAGAAUCGUUUGAUUCUGGCAAAUUAUUCACAAUAAUAUUCGAUGAGACCAAACCUUUUCAAGUCACGCUUGGGUUAAUCCUGGUUUCACUCUGGAAAUUUGGCGUAGUAUUCUGUGAGUCAAAAUGGAAGUAUGCCGAAGAUUUAUCAAUCAGACGGACGUUGUUUUUGUCUUUCUCCUGGUUUUUGUUUCAGCACUGUCGUCCAUUUCCCAUCACUCGGAACGGCCAUAUCGUGACUACUUGGAAUGGUUAUGGUUUUAUCCGAGUCUUCAUUUACCACUUUAGAAUCGAGACCGCCAAUACCCAGUGGUACUUCAUUCCUUGUUUGUUUCAAGGGAGAACAUUUAAAAGAAGUUUGCAACUAGAUGAAUGAGACAUUUCUAUAGAUGGAUGUGUUUCGAUUUCAAACUCUGUCAGGACAACACGGAACUGCAUUUCUACACUCCUAAUUGUAAAUUGGUCCACAUGCUACACAUAAAACUCAACUUAUUGUUCAUUACAGUUGUCAUCACUCGAAAAAAGACACGUUUUUAAUCCCUAUGAGCAAAACUUGUACUGACAACUUAGAAUUUAAAGUAAUUAGUCCCUUUUAUAAAUUUCAAUAUAACAAUGAGAAGACGGAGUUUGAUAUAAAAUACCCUGACAAGUAUAUGUGUGGCCAGAUUGUUCAAAAUGUCUAGCGAAAAUACAUCACAUUUUUCAGAUCAACUCCUUCUUCUCAUUGUUCUAUCGAAACUUUGAAUUCCAUUCAUAUCCAGUUUGUCAGUAAGAACCAUCACCCAACUUUUGCUUUUGUCAUUGAUGAGAGUUGUUAGCCAACGUAUAUUUGAAAGAUUCGGGUGGAAGUUUCAAUUUCCGUUGAGUUUAUACGUCAAGUGUAUGUAGUAGUUCGAUGACAUGCAGUUCAUUCAUAAUCACACUAUUCAGUUUGUGGUUACACUAAUUUAACUCUGUAUAGAAGCGUCUCUUCCGCAUAAAUGUUAAAGUAGUCACAGUCGUCUUCCAUCAGCAACAUUGUAAGAUUUCCCCAAUGCACUACUGGAAUAUGGCACUCCCUCUUUAUCUUCUGGUUUAUUUACGAAAACGCAUUCCAAAUAUUUAUUCUAGUCCUUAAUAAGCUCUGCUUCACACUUGUACAAAUAUAGGGAUGAUGCCUAUUAGCAUGGAGGGUUUCAGUCGUUAACCAUUCAGUGAUAUUCUAACUGUUGAUUUGAUUUCUUGUGAUGGCCUGAGUUUAUUAGUCCAAGAGAUCAGAAAACGCUACCUUACUGCACCCAGGUCAAUAUUCAGAAUAUAGAUCACAUCUGAGUCUUCAAAUAAAGAAACGUACCUGUUGUAACCGCUUCUCAACAUAGGAUUCAAAAUCAAUUUCAACAAGUUAGCACCUGGUAUUUUGAAACAUUGGAAGAAGUCGGCAUCUCUAAUGCAUUAUAUAUAUUUGUGAAUAGGAUAAAAUUAUACUUUAUGAGGAUUGAUAAAUCUACUCAAACUUGAAUCAGUAAGGCAGGUUGCAUAUUUACCACAUAUUUUUUGAAGGCCGAGUGUUUUAGCUGGUGAACCAUUGUUCCUAAUUCCCAGUGCACUCUUUCAAUCUUGUUUUAAAAAACCUCUAAAGUUUUUAUUGAAUGUGGUUGGAUACUAUAUAACUAGACAAUUAUCGGACAAUUUCGACUGUCACAAUACUUUAUAAUUGUCAUAUAUCACUGGGCAUUCUCAUAAGGUCUAUACAGCUCUGUACUGCCUCUGCUCAAACUCAACUCUCAGGAUUUUCUACUACCCAAAGGUCGGAUGAGCGCCGGAAAUCCUACGAAAUACUAUUCUUGUACUGAAAAUUUCUAUCUUAUCAUCUAUUUCAGAUAUUUUGUGUUCUACGCAUCCUUAAUUCCGGUAAUAUUCCAUGAAGAAAAAUUUCGGGUGUGAAACUUGUUGAUGUAGUCCUCACGGAAAACUUCUACGUGAAUUGAUAGACAUAUUAAAAGAUAUAAUUUUUUAGUGUACUGAUCGAUAAUCUCUGUUAAAUUCCGAUUUCUUAUUCCCAGAUUUAGAUAACUGUGCUUUUCACUGGAGAUACUUGAUUAAAAUAAGCUUCCUGGUAUAUUCACCGAUCAAUCAUAUUAACAGUUACAUCAGGCUUCUGUUUGUCAUGAAAAUAUCCGUCUAUCUUUGACUAAUUAACCAGCUAAGUGGCAUGUUAAGUACCUUGUACUAAAUGUAAAAUUUAACACUCUGAAAUUGAUGGAUACGAUUGUUGAAGUUUGUUCAUAAUUAUCAUCUGUAAAUAUUGAUAAAAUACUAAUGAAAUAUAACUGCAGUGAGAAAUUCAUGCGCUAUCUGCCUUCAGUAAACUCUUAUGGUCAAAAUCAAGAUAUCCUGUGUUUCAGUACAGCGAGUUUUCCCUUUUACAAAACUCAUAAUAGGUAUGACUCAGUCGAGCAAGUAAGAAUCCAGUCGGUUUUUGAGUUGCCUUAACUUUCCAAUUAAUUUUAUACCUAGCGCGUAUUCAUCAUACUACUACUAAACGUUUGUUAAUCUUUUUGUCAUUUACUAUUUAAUGUACUAGUUGAUUUUUUUUCUACAGACACAUUUAAAAGGACAAUCUGGAUUAAUUUGUGCCUCAUUUGAAUGGGGGAGCUGGUGGCAAACAAUUCAAGAAGUUUUUAUCGAAAUUCCAUUCCGACAAAUCGUAGACGUGAAGCAAAUCGUAUGUAAAAUUACCAAUAGUACAAUCACUUGUGGUUUUGUUGGUCAGCAGCCAUUGUUAUCAGGUAACUUAUUUAGCCUUAUAAAGGCAAGUGAAUCCACCUGGAGCCUUCAUGAAAAAAAGCACGUAAGUUUCUGUAACACCAAACGAAAUUUCAAACUCAAUAAAGUAAACCCUAACUUAUUAACCGUAAUUAUUUAGUACCGUUAUUAUUCUAAAUCACUCUAUUUGAACUAUACACUGCAAUACAUAAUCUUACGGUGUGGGGAAAAUCGCCCGAACUACCCUCAUAACACAUGUUAUCGUAAAAGUUGAACAAGUCUUGGAACAAGAGGUUGCGUAAUAUGGAUUUAUAUUUAAGGAAAAUGAAAAAGAUUUCGGACCUACAAACUAACAGAAAUCUAUAAGGUUGACUGUCGUCCCACAUCGUAAGUUAAAUAAAAUUUAUUGAUUUAGCAUGAAGAUCUCUUUUCGGCAAUUUCAUUCUUAGAGCUGUAAAUUCUCAAAUCUAUAUUUUUCUACAACGAUAAUUGGUUACAUGCUACUCAAUUAUAGCAGUAAUUUCUUGAGGGCAUUCACAUAUUAAACAAAAGCACAGAGAUGUUAUCUUUACUAAGAGAUUGAGAAUGUAGUUGUUAAGAGCUUGAACAGGCAUUAAGAAUGGUGUAGAAAUUAGACGAAGCCUCUUAAUUACGUAAAUCGGUUCUGAAACGUAGUUAAUUAGUUCAUGAGGAUAUUUGUUUUCUCCUUGUUGAUAUAUGCAUUAAUAUUCACCAAUUUUCGUUAACACCGAAACUGGAAUAUUGUAUGUCGAGUUAUUUUGCAAAGUUUCCCUAAAGACAUAGAAAUAUGGUAGUUCGAGUGUGCUAGUGAGCUGAAAGCUGCAGCUGUAUUUACCAACUACUGAAAGCUGUUUUACCUUAUCCUAGCCACCCACAGCGGGCAGUCAGGUUUCAGCGAAGCAAAUUGUGUAGCUAAUGAUACACAAUUUAGUAACAUUUAAAUGCGUCUUAAAAGAUGGAUUGAGUUUUUUGUCGAACAGUUCAGCAUUUAUGCUGUCCCAUCAGUGUCGAUCGAAUUGUUUUGUCCUCCCUGACCGUCGAUGACUGAGGCACUUAACGAGGGACUCCGAAUUACGAAGUAUCGUAAGUCAUCAGGUUCAGAUGGUCUUCCAGGAUCUUUUAAAAAUGGUAAUUAAGUUCUGGUCAGAGAACUGACUGCGUUGUUUGGAAGAAUUCAAGAAACAGAAUGUCCUGACACUAAAAUGAAACGAGCAUCGUCUCCAUCUUUGAAAAGAGGCUAGAUAAUCUGUGCGACAACUAUCGGGGUAUUAGUCUACUUUCAUCGGCGUCCAAACUAUUGGUUUCUGUCAUACUUCACAAAUAAUACAAAACCCACAAACGGCUAACUCGUCAGGAGCUGGCUUGUUUUCGUUCUUGUCUUGGAUGAACUAAUCAUAAAAUAGCACUCCCCCAAAUGUUAGAGCAGCACAAUAUUUAUUUCAAACGAACAAUCAUUGUGUUGCUUAAUGCUAGGGGCGCCUUCAAUUCGUUGAACGAGACUGUGUUCUGUGAUUAUCCGUUGAAGUAGGCUGUGCCCGAGUUUAUGCGUGUCUUAAAUUCUUUGUAUACAAAUGCCUCAGCGAGGUGAUAUAAUCAUCUCUCUUCAUUGUUCCAUUCAACCAGUGGGGUUAGGCAGGGUUUCACAGUUUCACUACUCUUCAACUUCGCCAUCGAUUGCAGUACCGAUGGAAGUAAGUAGUGAUGAUACUGAUCUGUCUCCUGGAGAAAGACUUUAUCCUGAAUAUACGGAUUGUACCACAUUGCUGUGGGAUUAUAAUGAAGCUAUGCCGACCGCAGUUACUCAUUUGACAAUGGUAGCGUACAGUAAAAUGUAGAACGGCUUAUAUAAGUCUAAGCCAUUUUCGUACCGUCAUGAUGUUAUUCUGGGUGUUAGAGGAUAAGUUUACAAUGUGUUAGUGAGAGUACUUUUGGUUUAUGUUUGUAAAACCUGGCAUCUCAGUGGUAGAGAUGUUAGACGACUCUCUGUUUUCAAUCCUCAUUGUAUCCGAAGGACUGCUAACAUUGAGUGGGAACAUCAUGUUAGUAAAUUUGAGGUUCGGCAAUGUGUCCAGGUACAGUGACAAUAAUUCGAUUGGUAUUACCACUUCGAAACACCGGUCUCAGUGUUUUUGUAUGUGUGCUACGAACUUGAUCCCAGUGGCUUCCACACUGGUUUAUUUAAUAACAACAAAAAUGGAUGGCGAGGUAGUGAUUUUGAUUUUAUGUUUGGCGCCUUGGUAUAGAAUUCGUUAUGUUUAGCAUCUGCCUGUUUAUCAUGACUUUGGUUGGUGUCCUAGAAAUGAUGCGAAUUAGUGGCUUGAAGCGUCCUUCUUGAGUGUCUUGUUAUCUAAAAUAUAUAUUUUAGUCUACAUUAAUCUCGAUCACUCAUCUUUUUUUAUUGUACUUCCCUUCCCUUUAUUUCUUCACAAUACUAUUUCCUUAUUUGUAUGGGACAUGCCUUUUUUGUUGCCUAUUUGUACCAGAAUUAACGCAUAUUAGAUAAAGUAGGAUUCUACGUAUAAAACCGACAACUUGUAGAGAAAUGUUGGAUUACUGGUUGUGAUCUGAUUUUUCACCGCUUUAUUUGAAGUAUGAUAAAGUAAAUUAGUGUAUUUUUCUAGUACUGUUGUAUAUUAUUCACUAUAGAACUGCAUCAAUUUUUCAGUACUUUUUUAUAUCAUUGGAAGAUUUAUCAACUGAAAACAAAAGCCUAUUAGAAAUAUCAUGUAUAAAUUUUGAUAAACAAUGCAGACUUUAGUACUGAAUGACCGUAUUUGUAUUUUACUUCCUUAUGUUCCAAAUUUUCUGGUUUCAUUAUCAAUCGAACAGAUGAUAGAGAUACGUAGAAGUAAACCUUGUUGAAGUUGACACAUGAUAGUUUUCACUUUGAAAUACACUAUUUGAUGAAAGUUUUAAGUCUUAUUCUUGUUGUGUUGGUAUAUGAAGUACAUUUAUUUUUUCGAGAGAAAUAUUUCACAACGGUUCAUUGUAGUAGAAUAAACUUAUUUUAAACGCCCAUUUUAUCAUUGUUUAUUCUAUCUUGUAGAUGGUUAUGUGUCUGAUCAAAGCUAGUCCAGGUACCUGUUGGCAUUCUUUAAUGACCGAUAACUGGAAGGCGGAUCCACUAGUUCUUGAUGAAAUGGAACGAAACCUUACCAUUCAGCGACUACAAAUAGAAAACCCUGGUAUGGACUUUAGCUCAGCCGACAUAUCUGGAAACUAUCGUAACGGUGGACCAAAAUUUCCUGCAUGAUUUCAACUCAACCUACUGUCAUCUUUUAAAUAAAGAUAAUUUCUGUCAAUAUCUCCACUUUUAUUCAAUGUAUAUGUGCACUAAUUCAUAGUAAUUAACGUACAUUGUCUUAUAUUUCAGAAUGUGGAUAAAACCUUGCUUAACCGGACUUUUGUUCGAAGUUCUGUGUCGGGAACACUGAGGUGCCCUGAAACUAGAACCGAUGCGUCUCCAAAAGUUAAAGACCUUAAUCUCUCUGGCCAAGAAGUAAAAAAUUUCUAUGAAUCACUUACACAGUGCGUAACUCAAAAGUUGGAAUACUCGUCACCCGAUUCAAAUUUAUGUAAAUGUUCCGUAUGUGGUGGCUCUUUUAGUGAUUUUAAGAAACACGUUUCAUCUAUUGGUCAUCAAAUGGCUGAGAUAUCAGAAAAAAGUUCGAAACCAUCGCCGCUGUUAAUUCCUCCUUCAAAUAAAGGUUAUCAACUUUUAACUAGAAUAGGUUGGCGUGAUGCUGCCCUCGAUCCAGGAUAUGAAGAACUGAAGACUUCGAAAGUACAGUCUGGCAUUUCAACUAACGAGUAUAAAUCACAUUUCUGCAUUAAAAACGGUGGUUUGGGUGCUUCCAGACCAGGUCGACGCUUUCCUGUAGCAACCGUUUUAAAACGCGAUCGUCUCGGUUUUGGAUGGCCAAAUAAAACAAAUACUGCAAGAAUUACACAUUUCAGCGCAGGUGAUUCAAAAGCAGUUGAAUAUCCCAAAGACGUGAGACGACUUCGUCACUCAUCCAUUAAAAUGGACUCGAAAUAUAUGAUAAGAAAAAUGAAUUUAGAAAAGAAGAAAGAACGUAUUAUAAGACAAGGGUUUAAUUUGACUGAUGAACAGUUAGCUUUGCUCUAUGACAAAUGAACUUUUGAAUCAUUUCAUAUUAAGUAUAGUUAUUUUCUUCAGUAUAUACUGUACAUAAUUAUCGAAUUUAUUUAAAUCUAUGUUCCAAUUUUUGUCAAUUCUAUGUUAAGUUGGUUACAUUAUUUGCUGUCAUUUUGUUGAAAUCUAAGUAAAGUGAGACAAUAAUCCUACGUGCUGAUGUUUGUGGAAAUAAAAUCACAGCAUGCCUCAAUUUAAAAAAAUAUCUUAGUUAAUAAAGUAGUCAUUUAUUUAAAACUUAUGGGAAACAUAUACACGCAACAAGAUUCGGGAUAUGCGUUCACGCCUAUUGAUGUUCUAUACCUUGUGAUGUGUUACAAAUAGUUACCCUAAGGUGCUUUUUCGAAUAAGACCAACAGUGUCUAAAUGUGAUGAACAUAGGCCUUCAUUUAGUCUACCCUAUCACUUUAUUCCGAUUUUUGACUUUUCCAAGGUGUGUGAAUGAAUUUCAUCCUUGUCGAGGGAGUUUUCCUGUGGCUGGUGCUGAUUUCGUACUAUAUAUCCAUGUCGUCGAACCUCGUAACCUAAAAUUUCAAGGGUCUUGAAGUAUAUAUUAUGCAGUUCUCGCAGCUCAGUUUUUUAGAGUAUUAAACUAGAAACUAUUAUGACGAAGUUCAUUUGAUCAUAUUUUGUCUAACAUUUUUUGUUAUAAAUCAAACAGCUUGAGAUGUUAUUAGAAAUAGUUCACAGUCUAAUUAAUCAAAGGCUGUGUUGAAGUUCCCCAUGAUCUCCAUACUAGGCAGUUAAGCGUACUUUUAGGCCAUUGGUCAAUAUUUUGACUUGCAAUCGUAAAAUUCAUACAGAAAUCAUUUGAAAAAUAUUCUCAUGUUCUUUAGUCAAAACAUUCGUCUGAGAAACCAAACGGUGACGUGUGUGUUAGAAAUUAAGCCGUUUAUUGCUAGUGUCUUUUUUUGAGGUCCAAACAUGACUCAGAUGUUAUAGGCUAAAUUCAAAACAAUUAUUGAUAAUUUCUGAAUAUACGGUUUAAUCACCCAUAUAAAUGCUGAAUGAGUCAUUCUCGUUUCGUAAAGUUAAUUCCUAAUCAUUACCUCAAGUGGAUUUCUAAAGUUGAUAGAAAUGAUCCAACUGGCCGGUCCAUCUACUGGCAUAGUUAGCAAUUUUUUCUCCUCUGUUAAAAGAGCAUUCA
This is a messenger RNA of Schistosoma haematobium, 8223 nucleotides long. It is a transcript of the gene NUDCD2, whose product is annotated as NudC domain-containing protein 2. Gene Ontology annotation, molecular function: nucleic acid binding. The record is from RefSeq and is a predicted model, not a curated record. Bases 6564 to 7058 code for a protein of 164 amino acids. NCBI's taxonomy places the organism in Eukaryota, Metazoa, Platyhelminthes, Trematoda, Strigeidida, Schistosomatidae. The transcript has 2 exons.